Molecule: messenger RNA, 729 nt
Organism: Yamadazyma jaroonii
Lineage: Eukaryota; Fungi; Ascomycota; Pichiomycetes; Serinales; Debaryomycetaceae
Source: the annotation of a GenBank genome assembly
AUGGGAAAAGUUGUAAAGAAACAAAAAGUUAAAAAUGGAGUGAAAAACACCAAGAAAGAUAUAACGACGCAGGUGGAAAUAGAAAGAGAAGAUGAGAUCAAAGAUAAUGGCGAAGAAAGUGAAGAAAACAGUUCAGAAAACGAUUCACAAUCUAGUGAUGAAGAUGAGAUGAGCCAAGAUAGCGAUGUCUCAGGAGAUGCUGAUAGUGAAAAGGAAGAUGAAGAAGAUAGCGAACAAGAAGAAAGUGAAGAGGAAGAUGACGAUUUUCCAAUGAAACAGAAAAAAUCCAAGAAUCGUGAAGAUGGAUCAGAAUCUUUCGCUACUGCAUUAAAUAGCAUUAUAGGGUCAAAAUUAAAAGCUCACGAUAGACUGGCACCUAUAAUGGUAAGAAAUAAGAAAGUUUUGAAGAAAUUAGAAUCAGAUAAACUUGAAGCCAAAGCCAAAAGAGCUAUAUUAUCAGAAAAGAAACAAUUAUAUGAUAAAUUCAGAGUUAAGAAUUUAUUGGCAGCUGACACUGAAGAUUUGAAUAAAAUUAUGGAAAAUGAAAAAAAAUUGAAAAAGACUGCUCAAAGAGGUGUAGUGAAAUUAUUCAAUGCAAUUAUAUCCACUCAAGUUAAAACUACUGAAGCUUUAAAAACUGAAAAAGUUGGUGAAGUCAAAAAAGAAGAAUUAUUUAAUGAAAUGUCAAAAGAGAAAUUCUUGGAUUUAGUACAAUCUGCCGGAAAGUAA